This is a messenger RNA of Aspergillus oryzae RIB40, 714 nucleotides long. Its product is annotated as putative 26S proteasome non-ATPase regulatory subunit Nas2. The record is from RefSeq and is a predicted model, not a curated record. Gene Ontology annotation, cellular component: cytoplasm; nucleus. Bases 1 to 714 code for a protein of 237 amino acids. Gene Ontology annotation, biological process: proteasome regulatory particle assembly. The transcript has 3 exons. Gene Ontology annotation, molecular function: protein binding. NCBI's taxonomy places the organism in Eukaryota, Fungi, Ascomycota, Eurotiomycetes, Eurotiales, Aspergillaceae.
AUGGUAAUACAUAUGGACGAUAAUAUUCAUGCACCAACAGUGGCCUCCGGUCCUACAACGACCGGAGGGCCUGACCGCGACCCGGCGAAGCUCUCCAUGGUCGAAUUGAUGCAGGAAAAGGAACGUAUUGAAGAGGAACUUUCGGCGUUAAGCAGUAUCCUUACGUCUGUGAGUAAUCAGAUGGCUCCUACCCUCGAGAAUAUAUCUAAUCAUUUGAAUCUUUUGCAGCACGGUGUUAACAUGAAUUCAUCGCUGACAACAUUCGACGACUUCCCACGAGCCGAUAUUGACGUUGCCCAGAGUAUUCACGAUCAUUUUGCGAAUCUUCAACGCGCGCAAGGUGAUACAUCUUCUGUCAGUAAUACAAAUGGGUCUAGUGGAACACAAUCCAAUUUGACUGGCAAUCCUUCGUCGGAUGCCGCGAUGCUUGGGCCACCAUUCGCAAGAGUAAACAGUGUCGCAGCCGCAAGUCCUGCGGAUCGGGCUGGCCUGAAACCGGGAGACAAGAUACGCAGCUUUGGGACCAUUAAUUGGAUAAACCAUGAGCGUCUCUCCAAGGUGGCUGAAUCGGUCCAACAAAACGAAGGGCGUACUUUGAUCGUCAAAGUUCUCAGGCAAGAUGGGGGCGAUGCCACAGAGCUGGACUUGGAGCUUGUGCCACGACGAGAUUGGGGUGGUCGUGGUUUAUUGGGCUGUCAUCUUGUUCCUUUGUGA